AUGGCCUAUCUCUCCUCCGCCGUCUCACAAGGGUUGCUGCUACUAGCACGACAAGCGGACGGGGCCGCCCCGCCCCCCGAUCUCCCGCCGCCCUCGCUCGACUUCUCCAGCUACCCAACCACGGGCUUGCAGCAGUUUGGCUUCUUUAUUCUUUUCUUCUUCCCCGCCGUCUCGGUGCUGCUAGUGGGGCUCCGCCUCUACGACCGCGCCACGACCAGGCUUUUUGGAAUUGACGAUGCCUUUAUCGUUUUGGCGACCGUUCUGGCGGCCGUCGAGGCCUUCUUCUCGUUUGCCAUGAUGAAGAUCCAGUACCUGGGCGUCCACGUAUACCAGCUCCCGACGCAGCCUACCGAUCCCACGAUCAGUGGCAUCAUAAACUACAUUGUAGUGAUGCUCUACAACCCCGAGCUGGCCCUGGUCAAGUCGUCGGUCCUGUUCUUUUUGCUCAGGCUUGGCGGACACCAGCCGCUCCUCCGCCGGACGAUCCACGUCCUGAACUGGUCCAACAUCGGCCUCAUGAUCGCCGUCCUGUUUGCUUCCAUCUUCACUUGCGUGCCGGUCCACAAGUAUUGGAACCCAGCGGUGCCGGGCACCUGUAACAACAUGAUGCUGCAAUAUCUCAUCACGUCCGGGCUGACCGUCCUCACCGACAUUCUCGUGCUCGCGAUCCCUGUCAAGAUUGUGGUGGGGCUUCAGCUGCCGAGGAAGCUCAAGGCGAUUCUCAUUUGCCUCCUGUGCUCGGGUAUUGUUGUAACCAUCUUCAGCAUCCUCCGCAUGCACUCCCUCUACCAGCUGUACUACCCGCCCCCGGACCCUGGCCCGGACCCGACCUACAACAUUGCUUUUGUCUACUCCACCGUGGAAUGCAACCUGGCCAUUAUUACGGCGUCGAUCCCGCCCCUGCACGGGCUAAUGAGGAAGUGGUUCCCCCGCUUCUUUGAAAUGACCUCGUCCCAUAGCCACGCGUACCGGAACGGGUACAACAACGGUUACAACAACAAUACCGGAGGGACCGCGGGCCUGCAGACAAUCGGGGGAUCGGGCGUGGCUCUGAAAGAUCUCAGAAGUCCCACGCGGUCCCAGCGGGCUCGUCUCGGUAGUCUGUCUAAUAGCGAAGAGGAGAUAUUGGGUAUCAAAAAACAGUAG
This is a messenger RNA of Chaetomium globosum CBS 148.51, 1146 nucleotides long. RefSeq lists its product as uncharacterized. The transcript is spliced from 3 exons. The coding region runs from base 1 to 1146 and encodes 381 amino acids. Lineage: Eukaryota; Fungi; Ascomycota; Sordariomycetes; Sordariales; Chaetomiaceae. The record is from RefSeq and is a predicted model, not a curated record.